Zingiber officinale is the source of this 1824-nucleotide messenger RNA. RefSeq names its product 6-phosphogluconate dehydrogenase, decarboxylating 3, chloroplastic-like. The record is from RefSeq and is a predicted model, not a curated record. Bases 97 to 1587 code for a protein of 496 amino acids. Gene Ontology annotation, molecular function: phosphogluconate 2-dehydrogenase activity; phosphogluconate dehydrogenase (decarboxylating) activity; NADP binding. The transcript has a single exon. Gene Ontology annotation, cellular component: cytosol. Gene Ontology annotation, biological process: pentose-phosphate shunt; pentose-phosphate shunt, oxidative branch. Lineage: Eukaryota; Viridiplantae; Streptophyta; Magnoliopsida; Zingiberales; Zingiberaceae.
GAUUCACCAACUCCUCUACUUCUUCUCGGCUUAGCUCCUCCCUCCUCCUUCCAACCCUAGCCCUAAAUCGGAGCCACCGGCGGCGAAGAGGAGCAGAUGGCGGUGGAGUCGGCAGCGCUCUCGCGGAUCGGCCUCGCGGGUCUGGCGGUGAUGGGGCAGAACCUGGCCCUCAACGUCGCCGAGAAGGGAUUCCCCAUCUCCGUCUACAACCGCACCGCUGCCAAGGUCGACGAGACCGUCGCCCGCGCCGCCUCCGAAGGGGGCCUCCCUCUAUUUGGCCACCGCUCGCCCCAGGAUUUCGUGCUGUCCAUCAGCCGGCCCCGCUCCAUCGUCAUUCUCGUCAAGGCCGGCGCCCCCGUCGACCAGACCAUCGAUGCGCUCUCCCACUAUCUGGAACCCGGUGACGCCAUCGUCGACGGAGGUAACGAGUGGUACGAGAACACGGAGCGCCGCAUCCGUGAGGCCUCGGCUCGCGGCUUGCUCUACCUUGGGAUGGGCGUCUCCGGUGGCGAGGACGGAGCCCGCAAUGGCCCCUCCCUCAUGCCCGGUGGUUCUCACCAGGCCUACAGCAACAUCGAGGAUAUUCUCACCCGUGUAGCCGCCCAGGUCGAUGACGGGCCCUGUGUCACCUUCGUUGGGGAGGGCGGCGCUGGGAACUUCGUCAAGAUGGUUCACAACGGCAUUGAAUACGGUGAUAUGCAGCUGAUUGCUGAGGCCUACGACGUACUCAGGAUUGUUGGUGGGCUGUCUAAUGCCGAGCUUGCUGAGACCUUUGCCGAAUGGAACCGUGGUGAGCUCGAAAGCUUCCUUAUCGAGAUCACUGCUGAUAUCUUUAGCGUCCAUGAUGAGCAUGGGGAUGGAGAAAUCGUCGACAAGAUCCUGGACAAAACUGGGAUGAAGGGGACUGGUAAAUGGACGGUCCAGCAGGCAGCCGAGCUCUCAAUUGCCGCCCCAACCAUAGCUGCUUCACUUGACUCCAGGUACCUUAGUGGGCUUAAGGAUGAGAGAGAGGCUGCUGCCAAGACUCUAGAGCAAGCUGGAAUAAACAGUGCUGAUUAUUCUACAGUUCGAUCUGUGGAUAAAAAGCGCUUAAUUGAUGAUGUACGACAAGCCCUCUACGCUUCUAAGAUCUGUAGCUAUGCUCAAGGUAUGAAUUUGCUCAGAUCUAAGAGUGCGGAGAAGGGCUGGAACCUCAAUCUUGGGGAACUAGCUAGGAUUUGGAAGGGAGGGUGCAUCAUUAGGGCCAGAUUCUUGGAUAGGAUUAAGAAGGCUUAUGAGCGCAAUCGGGGACUUGCAAAUCUGAUUGUUGAUCCAGAGUUUGCAAGGGAGAUGGUACAGCGACAGGCAGCAUGGAGGAGGGUCGUUGGACUUGCGAUCGAGGCAGGUAUCAGCACCCCAGGUAUGUCUGCCAGUCUGGCUUACUUUGAUACAUAUCGACGGGCAAGGUUGCCUGCAAACCUGGUGCAGGCGCAAAGGGACUAUUUUGGGGCGCACACCUAUGAGCGGGUUGACCGCCCAGGAUCAUUCCACACAGAGUGGUCUAAGAUUGCAAGGCAGAGCAAGGUCGGUUCUGGAAUCCUUAACUGAGGGAUUUAGCUAUGAUGAUGAUACCCCAAUUGAGAAGCAAGUUCAUCGUUGGUUUUUCUCAUUCUAUUCAGACUUAUAAUAAAUAUUCAUCGUUUGAAAUAUGCCUCUAAGGAACAUAUUUUUAGUUAUGAUAGUUGUAUCCGUCAGCGGGGGCUUAAUCAAACAAUGCUAUUUGAUUUUCUACUGAAGUUUGAUACCUUGUUUGUUCUGAAUUUUCUUAUUCCAUCACUUUACUUA